AUGGGUAACUUGAAGUUAGUUGAUGAUAUAGCGGUCAUGGUUAGUAGUUAUGUACCGGGAUUCUGUGACGAAAUGAUCUUCAACUUCCUUUUGUCCGGAUGGAAGGAAGACACACAACAAUUGGACUGA
Molecule: messenger RNA, 129 nt
Organism: Aspergillus niger
Lineage: Eukaryota; Fungi; Ascomycota; Eurotiomycetes; Eurotiales; Aspergillaceae
Exons: 3
Coding region: 1-129 (42 amino acids)
Source: RefSeq, a predicted model, not a curated record